AUGACUGAGAAGAAAAUUAAAGAAAAGGUCAAAAAGCGGGAGCGUAUUGUCGCAUCAUUACAGCGACAUGCACAAUUUCUGGGCAGUUUCAACCCAGAUAUUCAUACGGGGGAAGUUCAGUCAAGACUGGACAAGAUUGAGGCAAAGUUUGAAGAGUUUGAGGAGGUUCAAGAAGAAAUCGCAGAGCUGGACGCGGAAGGGAUCUAUGAGGAGGACUGCACCACGGCCUACGAGGAAUUCGAGAAGCUGUACUAUCGUUUACGGGCGGCUUUGCUGGCAAAACUACCAACGGAGGAGACUGCUGUUGAGCUGAACAACACGUUAGCGCGGAAUGGUCAACAUGUAGGGGCGCACACUGGUGUUCGUCUGCCGCAGAUUUCUCUACCGGAGUUCGACGGCGACUACAAGGGAUGGCUGUCGUUCAAGCCAACGUACGUGUCGCUGAUUCACGAUUCUGGGGAGCUAAGUGACGUGCAGAAGUUCCAUUACCUGAAGUCAGCGCUUAAAGGGGAAGCAGCCAUACUUAUCGAAUCGCUAACGCUUACCAACGGUAACUAUUCGAUUGCUUGGAGCACGAUUACGAAGCGGUAUUCCAACGAGUACCUGUUGAAGAAGAGGCAUUUGCAGGCACUGAUGGAGUACCCGAAAGUGGAAAAGGAGUCGUCUGUGGCUCUUCAUGCUCUGGUGGAUGAAUUCGAACAGCGGCUGAAGAUUCUGAAGCAGUUGGGAGAGAAGACGGACGAGUGGGGUGCGAUGAUCGUUCAUUGGAUGUGCUCCAAGCUGGAUACGCAGACACUUCAGCUUUGGGAAGACCACGCAGCGUCUACAAAGGAUCCGACGUUCACGAUUCUAGUGAAUUUUUUGGAAAAGCGGACAAGGGUUUUAGAAGCAGUUUCAUCGAAUGUUGAAUUGAAAGGCAGUUCGCAGAAGGUGGAAUUCAAGCGUCAAAAGGUGACCGUUCACGCUGCUACAGAAGGGGAAAGAUGUGGUUCAGUCUGCUGUUGUUGUGGGGAUUCGCAUUUCUUGGGCCGGUGUAGUAAAUUUUCUAAAAUGUCACUGAAAGAGAAGCUGCAGUUUGUGAACAGCAAAAGGCUUUGCAGCAAUUGCUUGAAGUCUGGCCAUUGGGUACGCGAUUGUUCAUCAAAGUUUAGCUGUCGUGAGUGUGGAAAAAAGCAUAAUUCACUGAUUCAUCCCGGAUUUCCGUUGAGCAGCAGCGGUAUUGGAAGCAGUGAUCAGCCGGUGAGCAAACCGGAGAAGACACGGAACGAAAAAUCGGUGGUAACUAACGUGGCGGCUAGCGGGGUAGAAUCUGAAGACGAAGGCGAUCAAGGAGCGAUUGGAACAUACAACGUAGGAUUCAAGGGCGGGAAAACUUCGAAUGUACUACUGUCAACGGUUGUACUGGUCAUUCGGGACCAGCACGGAGGGAAACAGAUGGCUCGAGCAUUAUUGGACAACGGUUCGCAAGCCAACAUCAUGAGUGAGAGGUUGUGCCAGAUGCUUAGCCUGAAACGACGGACGAUAAACGUGCCAAUUAGCGGUGUUGGUGAAGCAGAAACACGAGCCAGAUUCCUAGUGAACUCCACAGUUAGCUCACGGGUUCAGGACUUCUCAGUGGGGAUGGAAUUCUUAGUGCUUCAGAAGGUAACGUCGGAGUUGCCAUCAGCGCACAUACCCGUGGCACACUGGAAGAUUCCAAAGGAUAUUCAAUUGGCUGAUCCAAACUUCAACAUCAGCAAUCGGAUUGAUCUUUUGAUUGGAGCAGAGCACUUCUACAGGUUCCUGUUCGAGCGGAAUACAAAACGGAUCACGUUGGGCCCGGGACUACCUAUGCUGAUUAACUCGGUAUUCGGUUGGAUAGUCACGGGGAAGGUUUCUGAUGCUUCAACUCAAGCAGUUAGCUGUUGCGUGGCGGCGGCUCCAGACAACUUGGAAGCCCAGUUGCACAGGUUUUGGGAGGUCGAAAGCAAUGAUAAUCGGCCAGCUUGGUCGAAAGAGGAACAGGACAGCGAGGAUCAUUUUCAGCGGACGUUCAGCCGCACGAAGGAAGGUCGGUACGUUGUACGUUUACCAAAGCACGUGAAUUUCGAUCAGAUGCUUGGUGAAUCUCGCACGAUGGCUCUAUCCAGAUACAAGAGACUAGAGCAACAACUAGGAUGGAACACAGAGAAGCGCUUGCAGUAUAAUGCCUUCAUGCAGGAAUAUCUAGAUCUUGGGCAUAUGAGAGAGGUUAACAGCGCGGAGCUAUUGCAGGAGACGACAGCAGCAAACCCCCGGAAGGUGUAUUACCUGCCGCAUCACGCGGUUUUGAAGGAAUCCAGCACUACAACAAAAGUUCGUGUUGUUUUCGAUGGAUCGGCCAGAACGGACAGCGGUUUUUCGUUGAACGACGCGCUUCUGAAAGGUCCUGUCAUUCAGGACGAGCUUCUCAGCCUUCUUUUGCGGUUUCGGAAGCACGAAGUGGCGCUUGUUGGAGACGUUGAAAAGAUGUACCGGCAGGUGCAGGUACACGUUGAUGAUACCAGUUUGCAGCGCGUCUUUUUUCGAUUUUCUGCGGACGAACCCAUAAAGGUAUACGAGCUAUCAACCGUCACAUAUGGGUUGACGCCUUCAUCAUUCUUGGCGAUACGCGCUUUACAUCAACUGGCGGCAGAUGAAGGAGCUGAAUGCCCGGAAGCAGCUGAAGCUAUAAUUGAAGACUUUUAUGUCGAUGACUACAUCGGAGGAGCAUCCAGCGUAGAUGAGGCCAUCCAGCUCCAAAACAAUCUCGAUACGCUGAUGAAGAAAGGAGGGUUCGCGUUACGAAAAUGGUGCUCCAAUAAGCCGGAAGUUCUAGCCGGGAUCCCGGCAGAUCAACUUGGAACCAAUUUAUCCUAUUCCUUCGAAAUAAACCCGGACGACAAGGUGAAGACUUUGGGAAUCACCUGGGAACCUGGGACAGACCAAUUGCGGUUUUUGUAUGACUCCAUGAACAGCGAGCAGAAGUGGACGAGAAGAAGCAUCCUGUCAUCGAUAGCUAGAUUAUUCGAUCCGCUGGGAUUGAUAUCACCAGUGAUCGUUACAGCAAAAAUGCUAAUGCAAGAGCUCGCGUUGCUUAGCACAGAAUGGGAUGCAUGUGUUCCCGUUAACAUCGAAGAGAAGUGGAAAGCGUUCCACUCACAACUAGACAAAAUCUCGGAAAUGCGAAUCAACCGAUUCGCUUUCAUCUCCAAUUGGGUGGAUAUCCAAUUCCACUGCUUCGCUGACGCUUCAACCCUAGCGUACGGGGCGUGUUUAUAUGUACGGACGAUGGAUUCAGCGGGAAACGUGUGGAUUGAACUACUUGCUUCGAAAUCACGCGUCGCACCGCUCAAAAGAUUGACGUUACCGCGGCUCGAACUUUGUGCCGCGAAGGAAGCUGCGCUUCUACACUCGAAAGUGACUAAAUCUCUGUCGAUGGAAAAGGUAGCCAACACGACACCAUGGGCCGAUGCUUGGGCCGAUGCAUACAGAGUAGUCAUGGCCAAAACGAAGGGCUCGUCAGCACCCUCAAAACGCUCCCUCGAAACGCUGCAGAAGAUUGUGGAAACGCCGUUCCCGCGCCACGAUACAAGGCCAAGGAACCCGUACCCUGGGGCCAAAAACGUCCAAAGCGAAGUCGCGAUCGUCCUGAGACUCCCAAGCCCCUCGCAUCAGUCGCGCUUGCAGAUUCCGGCCAUCACAGUCGUUCUGGUCCUGCAGUCGAAUAUGGUGACGGGGGCCUCCGACCUCUCUCUUCAGGCAAGUUUCCACUUAACUCUCAAGAUUCAUCCACUGACAAACUCUCAUGUUAUUGAUAUGUUCGGAUAA
Molecule: messenger RNA, 3828 nt
Organism: Aedes albopictus (Asian tiger mosquito)
Lineage: Eukaryota; Metazoa; Arthropoda; Insecta; Diptera; Culicidae
Exons: 3
Coding region: 1-3828 (1275 amino acids)
Molecular function (GO): zinc ion binding; nucleic acid binding
Source: RefSeq, a predicted model, not a curated record